Messenger RNA from Hibiscus syriacus, 759 nucleotides. RefSeq names its product transcription factor WER-like. The record is from RefSeq and is a predicted model, not a curated record. Lineage: Eukaryota; Viridiplantae; Streptophyta; Magnoliopsida; Malvales; Malvaceae. Gene Ontology annotation, molecular function: DNA-binding transcription factor activity; sequence-specific DNA binding. The transcript has 3 exons. The coding region runs from base 1 to 759 and encodes 252 amino acids. Gene Ontology annotation, cellular component: nucleus. Gene Ontology annotation, biological process: regulation of DNA-templated transcription.
AUGGUUAGAAUGAUGGGCUGGGAAGCUCCAAAACUAGGGUUGAGGAAAGGUCCUUGGACUCCUCAAGAAGAUAAGCUGCUUACUGAAUAUGUUAACUUUCAUGGAAAAGGACGAUGGAGUUCAGUAGCUAGGUCUGCUGGUUUGAAUAGAAGUGGGAAGAGUUGCAGGCUUAGGUGGGUGAAUUAUCUAAGGCCUGGUCUUAAAAGAGGUCAUAUAACACCACAGGAGGAAGGGAUCAUUAUUGAAUUGCCUGCACUUUGGGGUAACAAAUGGUCUACAAUUGCAAGAUACCUUCCAGGGAGAACAGAUAAUGAGAUAAAGAACUAUUGGAGAACACAUUUUAAGAAGAAAGAGAAGUCUUCUCUGAAGCAACAAAAAAGAAAAGCUCAGAUUCUAAAGCUAAAACAACAGCAACAGGAAAAACCAGAAGAAGCUGGAGAUCAUGGAAAAGUACAUAGUGAAGCAGUAGAGAUCACUGAUCAAUCGCGAGGGAAGCAUGAGAUGGUUUCCUUGUACCCUAUUUCAGAGGAUCAGUGCUUGUUUCAAGAGCCAGCUUCGAAGAAUUCUUAUACUGCAAAUGCUGCUUCUUGGAUAGAUCAAUUUCUGGUAGAGGAAGGGUUAUUAUGGGGGGGAUUGUGGAACCUAGAUGAUGAUCAUCAUCAUCAACCUGGUAAUUGCUGCAACAAGACUGCCAUGCAAAACCAAGCAAAUACAGCUUAUUAUAAUUGUUUUGGAGGGGAUGGAGGGUACAUUUUCUAA